CGGGACAUCCGUAUGUAAGGAAGGGCUGGGUUGUGGUGUUGUGGAUCCGUGGGAGCUGUUGCAUUCUGUAAUUCUCGGUCAUUGUUAUUGUAUUGGUUUAAUUUUGUGGCUGCGUUUGCUAGCUGGUGAUCUUGAAGGACAUGCCUGGCAUUGACAAAUUACCAAUAGAGGAGACAUUGGAAGACAGUCCUCAGACACGCUCAUUGCUGGGUGUCUUUGAGGAGGAUGCGGCGGCCAUCUCCAGCUACACACACCAGCUCUUCCAGGCCAUGCAGAGGAUCUAUGAUGCACAGAAUGAGCUCAGUGCAGCCACCCACCUAACAUCCAAACUGCUGAAGGACUACGAGAAACAGCGCUUUCCCCUGGGAGGCGAUGAUGAGGUCAUGAGCUCGACGCUGCAACAGUUUGCGAAAGUCAUCGAUGAGCUCAGCUCCUGCCACGCGGUCCUGUCGACGCAACUGGCCGAUGCCAUGAUGUUCCCCGUUACCCAGUUUAAGGAGAGGGACUUGAAGGAGAUUCUCACUCUUAAGGAAGUCUUCCAGAUCGCAAGCGAUGACCAUGAUGUGGCCAUUAACAGAUACAACAAGCUUUCUAAAAGAAAGGACAAUGAGAAGCUGCGCAGUGAGGUCACAGAGGACGUGUACACAUCCCGGAAGAAGCAGCACCAGACCAUGAUGCACUAUUUCACAGCCCUGAACACCCUGCAGUACAAGAAGAAGAUUGCUCUGCUGGAGCCUCUGCUGGGAUACAUGCAGGCGCAGAUUAGCUUCUUCAAGCUGGGCUCAGAGAACCUGACCCAGCAGUGGGAGGACUUCCUGACCGACAUCAGCACUAGCGUGCAGAAUGUCCGCAGAGAGAUGGACAGUGAAGUCAACGUCAUGCAGCAGACCAUCCAGGACCUGGAGCAAGUCAGCGACAUCUUCUACCUGCCCGACCCCGACCCCAGCAAGAUCCCCAUCAACCGGAACCUGACGCGCAAAGCUGGCUACCUCAACACCCGCAACAAGACGGGCCUGGUGUCGUCUUCCUGGGACCGGCAGUACUUCUUCACCCAAGGGGGGAACAUGAUGAGUCAGUCUCGGGGAGACGUCGCCGGUGGCCUCGUCAUGGACAUCGACAACUGCUCCGUGAUGGCGGUGGACUGCGAGGACCGGCGCUUCUGCUUCCAGAUCACAUCUUUCGACGGCAAGAAGGUGGCGAUCCUCCAGGCAGACAGCAGGAAGGAUUGUGAGGAGUGGAUUGCCACCAUUAACAACAUCUCAAAGAGGAUCUAUCUCAGUGAAAACCCUGAGGAAAUUGCCGCCCGCGUGAACCAGUCGGCUCUGGAGGCAGUGACACCGUCGCCCUCCUUCCAGCAAAGGCACGAGAACAUGCGGCCAAGCGCACCAGGCCGCCCCAAAGCGACACGCACCAGCAGCCAGGGCUCGGACUCCCCAGCCCUCUCCUCUCUCUCCUCCCUCUCCCUGGACUCCCUAGUGGCUCCCAACACGCCCAUCCAGUUCGACAUCAUCUCGCCUGUCAGCGAGGAAUGCAGCGGCCAAGCAAAGAGCUCCGGGCAGCCGGGCAGAAGGACAAACCCAUUUGGGGAGUCUGGCGAUAAGCAGUCAGAAGACGGUGCCGACUCCAUCCUGCAUCAGCUGUACAUUGUGCAUUUCCUCGGCUCCAUGGAGGUAAGGGCCAUGGAUAAUUCGGACGUCAUCUACGAGACGAUGAGGCAGAUCCUGGCCGCGAGAGCCAUUCACAACAUCUUCCGCAUGACUGAGUCCCACAUGCUGGUCACCUGCGACUGUCUCAAGCUCAUUGACCCUCAGACCCAGGUCACGCGACUAAGGUUCCCCCUGUCUAGUGUGGUGCUCUGCACCUCGCACCAGGAGAACAAGCGACUCUUCGGCUUCGUCCUGCAGACCGGAGCAGGACGCGCUGACGACCAGCCUGCCACUGUCUGCUAUAUCUUCGAGUCCAACAAUGAUGGGGAAAAGAUCUGUGACAGUAUAGGAUUGGCAAAACAAAUUGCCUACCACUCUGAGAUGGGUCGCAAGGCCUCCGAGAAGCAGAGGGAACUGGAUAAAGCCAAGGAGAAGCAGCAGGAGGAGCUGAACAAACAGAAGCAGAUCGAAAAGGAUCUUGAGGAGCAGAGCCGCUUGAUAGCGGCCUCCAGUCGGCCCGGGGCCACCGGCAAUGCCGACAUGCAGUUCCUGGUCCUCAGCAAUAGCCAAUCGGAGGAUGGCGAGGUGGGCGAAGACGGGCAGAAGAAGGCGGAGUCUGAAGCCUGACUGCAGCGAGAGCAGCCGCGAUGGGUGGAGCCACCGGGCGUGUCCAGCAAGUUUUCCAUGGCGCCGCCUUUUCCGCGGGGGCAGAGAUGGGACAAGUUGCCCGGAAACCUGCCGGAAUGAAUGACUUGUGAGCUCCAUUUCGGUGGGGUUUGGUUUUCUCUAUGAACCCAAUAUUUUUAUUCCAGUUUCUUUAACCAGAAGAUUUAUAAAAAGGAAAAAAAAAAACACUUUACAACAUUGUUUUAUUGUAAAUAUUAAUACAGUACAGAAAAACUACAACAUACUAAACUCUGGAGAGGGACUUUAUGAGACUUUUUGGGAGUGUAACUGCACAAGUUAAUAACAGAUUAUUCAGGAGGUAUGUUUAAUGGUGUGUCAUGUUGUGCUACCGGAUAGCUGCAUGUGCUUUUGUCUCUUACCCUCCUCCUCCUCCCCCCCCACCCCCCCCGCCAAAGACCGCAACUUCUUUCAGGACCUACUGCCACUACCGUAAUUUCGGCAUCUGCCUUGAUUGAUCUGUGCGCAUCUGGGUCCCAUGAGGAACUCAGGGCCAUUUACAUAUAAAGCACCAGGUGUCACGGUUUGUGUGGCUCUGUAUGUAUGUGUGUCUGCAUAUUUUUCAAUGUGUGGGAGGUUCUUGUUUGUUUAUUUUAUUCUGUCACCAUGGUUACUGAUUCAAAACACCAGCACUCGGCUAAGUGAGUUCAGCUGGUGCACAAAAUGGUGAUGAAAUAAGACACAGGGUGACUUCCAUGCCACAUUCUUAUUUUUCAACCAUCUUCCAACCAUUGCUGCUGCUGUUAUUAUUAUUAUUUUAAUAAUAGUAGUAAUAAUUUCCCUAGGACAUCCAGAACACAUGAUUUCCUUCUGUAGCAGUUCCCACCAAGCAGUGGAGUGAAUCUUCAGGUCAUUUGCCUAUCAUGGCUAAUUCUAAUAAUUCUCCUGACAUUUAGUUACUAGUGAUUUCUUUCGAAUCAUACUAUAUGGGAAAUUACUAGUUUGGCAUCACUCAGCUGUAAAAUGGUACAUUGCAUUUUUUUUUUUGUGUGCGUGACUUCAUAUACAUACUUACCAUCAGUUACGUGUGAAAGUUGUGUAAAGACUGACUGUACUGUGACUCCCAACACAAACUAAAGCACAAGUCUAUACCCAGCCUCAGGUUUGCGAGCGGCUUCUGUGUUUGCUAAAGCAGAGUGUUACGGAGCUGCUGGGGGACACCUGCCAAAUUUGUGAAACUAUAUCUGUUUGGCUUUGGAGAAGAGAAAAAAUAUGAAAAAGCCGAACAGCAACACACAUGACAGUUCUCGUGAUAUUGCUUUUUGCCAUAGAUAGCUAAUACUGUUCAGAUUGUAUAAGAAAGUCUUUCACACAUCCCAAAGGAUCCUUAAUACUUUCUGUCUUGGAUCACAUUAAGAGUUCCUAUGAUUCCACCAGAUGACAUCUUACACAGGAUAUAUUUCUUUUAAAUGAACAUUAAACCAUCUUAAUUGUGGUAUUUCGUGAUAAUUUGAUUAUUAGGUGGACAGGACACAGGACCUCUUUAGGAAAACAUGACGAUAUUUUGUAUUUGCGAUGCUUUGUGGUGUUUUACAUAUGGGUUUGUAUUGUGUAUACUUGUGUAUACGCUCACGUACGACAACUAACAGUGGGAACGUUAAGAUAUCACUCAGAUAUCAAUAUUGUUUUUCAGUUUGAUAGUAUGAAGACUAACGCAUAUUGGUUUCAUCUGUUAAAGUGCUUCUGGACUCCGUUAAUUACAUUGUAGUACUGAGGAAACUGGGUGAUUGCAAAACUUUAAUUAAGGUGUUAUGCACUUUAGUGUUGAAUGACAGGAAGUUUUUUAAAAGAUGUAUAUAACAGUGACUCUUGAGGGAAAGUGAAAACUGUUCAAGAUUCCUGAAUAUCUUGUAAACAAUAAAUGUACAGCAAUA
Messenger RNA from Brienomyrus brachyistius, 4204 nucleotides. It is a transcript of the gene appl1, whose product is annotated as adaptor protein, phosphotyrosine interaction, PH domain and leucine zipper containing 1. The transcript is spliced from 22 exons. Gene Ontology annotation, cellular component: cytoplasm; endosome membrane. Bases 141 to 2273 code for a protein of 710 amino acids. The record is from RefSeq and is a predicted model, not a curated record. Lineage: Eukaryota; Metazoa; Chordata; Actinopteri; Osteoglossiformes; Mormyridae. Gene Ontology annotation, molecular function: protein binding. Gene Ontology annotation, biological process: signaling.